AUGAACGCUUAUAAAGUUGCUACCUCGUUCGCGUCCGUCGUUCGUUUUCGCUUCACCUCACCAUCUUUGAUAAAAACUCAAAAUAAUUAUAUGUUACGGGUUCACUUUAGUUUAACUAAAACGCAAAAUAAAGCAACGUUUACUACAACAGUAGCUAGAGAAAAUCCAAAAAAGCCGGUUAGAGCAACAGGAAGUAGUCAUCAAAGAAUAUAUAAAGAAGCCGAGCCUUAUUAUUUAGAUACAUUUCAGACACCGAAAGAGUCAAAAAGGAAAACAUAUUCGCCAUUCGUUACAAGAAUAUUAGUUCGUCUCGGAAAAUUAUUAGGAUAUUAUGAUUUGCCAGUACAAGCUAUUCGUGUAACAAGAGAAAUGUACCAAAUGUGUGCAUUACGGUUAGAUGAAAAUAGAGAGUUUUUUAUUGAUACUUGCGGAUUACCAGAUAGCUUUCAAACAUGGUUUCAAAUAACCUUAUUACAUGUUUGGAUGUUGAUGGUUAGGUUUAGACCUGAAAAUGAUGGAAAAGUAUAUAUGCAGCAAUUAGUGAAUCAUUUAUUUGAUGAUGCAGAAUGGCGAAUGCGAGAGAUACAUGGUAUCACUUCAGGCAGUUUAAUAUCACACUAUAUGAAAGAUUAUCUUUCUCAAUUUCACGGUGCAGUUAUGGCGUAUGACGAAGGACUUUGUAAAGACGAUCCAGUAUUAGCAACCGCAUUAUGGAGAAAUGUAUUGGUUACAGAAGGGUCAGCACAUAAUAUGGCAUGUCUAGUUAAGUAUGUUAGACAAGAGCUUCAGGCUUUAGAUAAAAUACCAUUAGAAAAACUCGCACAAGGUCUUAUUCGGUUUUCUGCAAUGACAUAA
Dentiscutata erythropus is the source of this 855-nucleotide messenger RNA. The record is from the annotation of a GenBank genome assembly. NCBI's taxonomy places the organism in Eukaryota, Fungi, Glomeromycota, Glomeromycetes, Diversisporales, Gigasporaceae.